Plenodomus lingam JN3 is the source of this 1584-nucleotide messenger RNA. RefSeq lists its product as uncharacterized. Lineage: Eukaryota; Fungi; Ascomycota; Dothideomycetes; Pleosporales; Leptosphaeriaceae. Gene Ontology annotation, cellular component: COPI vesicle coat. Gene Ontology annotation, biological process: retrograde vesicle-mediated transport, Golgi to endoplasmic reticulum; endoplasmic reticulum to Golgi vesicle-mediated transport; Golgi localization. The record is from RefSeq and is a predicted model, not a curated record.
AUGGUUGUCCUCGCAGCCUCAAUAUGCACAAGAGGCGGCAAGGCGGUGCUCUCCCGCCAAUUCCGCGAGAUGCAGCGUUCUCGCAUUGAAGCCCUCCUCGCAUCUUUCCCCAAGCUCGCCGACAGCGGAACUCAGCACACCAUCGCCGAGCAGGACAAUGUCCGCUACGUCUACCAACCGCUUGACGAACUCUACAUGGUCCUAAUCACCAACCUGCAAUCCAACAUCUUGCAGGACAUCAACUCAUUGCACCUGUUCGCCCAGGUCGUCUCCUCGAUAUGCAAGUCCCUGGACGAGCGCGAGAUCCUCAGGAACGCUUUCGAGCUUCUGACCGCCUUUGAUGAGAUCGUCACGCUGGGCUACCGCGAGAACCUCACCAUGAGCCAGAUCAAGACCUUCUUGGACAUGGAGUCUCAUGAAGAGCGCAUCCAGGAGAUCAUUGCGCGCAACAAGGAGCUUGAGGCUUCAGAAGAGCGUAAGCGCAGGGCGAAGCAGCUGGAGAUGCAGCGGAAAGAAAUGUCGAGGUCUCAACGGGCAGGUGGUGGCAUGGGCGGUGGUAUGGGUGGCGGAAUGGGCAGUGGCAUGCCGAGUCGGUCACCUUCAUAUCCUGCUUUUACGCCCAGUGUGCCCACAACCAAUGUGACGGACUCGUACGACAGCUACGAAGCAGUCAAGAAGGCGAGCUCCAAGCCCAUGGCAUUGGGCAAAAAGGGUAUGCAGCUUGGCAAGAAGAACAAGACGAACAACAUGUACGAGCAAGUCACUGGCGAGCAAGCACCAAUGGAGGAAGAGCCACUGGUCGCACCCAAGUCUGCGCCUUUAGCUGCCGCCCCAGCAAGCGCACGCCAGUCUAUCUCGACCGACCGCGAAGCCGUACAUAUCGCGACUGUGGAGACCAUAUCCGCGCGCCUAGACCGUGAAGGUGCGCUCAAGCACUUCGAGGUCAAGGGAGACAUGCAGCUCAAGAUUACCGAUCCUUCCUUUACACAGAUCAAGCUGGAUCUUGCGACAGGCGACACUCGCGGUGCACAGCUCAUGACACAUCCCAAGGUGGACAAGGCCAUCUUCCGGAACGACAAGGUCAUCCAACUGACCGACACAACCAAGGGCUUCCCCUCGAACAUGGGCAUCGGUGUCAUGAAAUGGAAGCUCUCACCACGGGCCGACGAGGUAUCGGACCCACCCAUCACCUUCCGCGUCUGGGUCGAGGAAAAUGGCAACUCGUUCAACAUCACGGUCGAGUACGAGCUCACAGGCGGCGACCCGCUCAAGGACGUCACAGUCACCAUUCCGUACGAGACGGACGAGCCCAACGUGUCCUCCUUUGACGCCGUCUACGAAGUCAGCGGCGACAGCAUCGAAUGGAACAUUGGCGCAGUCGACGAGGCCAACAGCUCCGGCAGCUUCGAGUUUGAGGCCCAAGCCGGGAGCGAUGCCGAGUUUUUCCCCAUGCGCGUCCGCUUCUCAAAGAGCACCCCAUUUGUCGAUAUCAAUGUGGCGUCUGUUCAACUCCUCGCUAUGAAUCAAGACAUCAGCUUCUCCAAGGAUGUCAAGUCUCAUGCUGAUGUCUACGAGAUUAUGUAA